AUGAUGUUCAACACGCACACCAUCGACGCCUGCUUCCUCACGCCGGAGUGGCACAUCACCAACAACGGCAUGUUCGCCGCGACGUGCAUCGGCGUGAUGCUGCUGGUGGUGCUGCUCGAGUUCACGCGGCGGCUGGGCAAGGAGUACGACGAGUUCCUGGCGCGGCAGUUUGCGCGCCAAGCGGCCGCCGUCGGCUCCGCGCGCCAGACGGCCCGCGACCGGGACCCCGAGGCCCGCACCGCCCCGAACCCCUGCCAGCCGCCGCCGCCGCCCAUCCCGAGCGAGUACGUGACGUUCCGCGCCACCGCGCCGCAGCAGCUGGUCCGCGCCGUGCUGCACGCCCUCACCUUUGGCCUCGCCUACAUCGUCAUGCUCAUCGCCAUGUACUACAACGUCAUCCUGCUCGUCAUGAUCGUGCUCGGCGCCGGCGUCGGCAAGUUCUUUUGCGACUGGAUGACCAGGACCCUGCUCGUCGACGGCGUCCCCGGCGUCGAGACCAGUGCGCCUGGCGCCGCAAAGGAGGGGGCGAGCGCAAAGGGCGUUGAGGAGCCGAGUGUUUGCUGCGGCUGA
Pyricularia pennisetigena is the source of this 570-nucleotide messenger RNA. RefSeq lists its product as uncharacterized. Gene Ontology annotation, molecular function: copper ion transmembrane transporter activity. Lineage: Eukaryota; Fungi; Ascomycota; Sordariomycetes; Magnaporthales; Pyriculariaceae. Gene Ontology annotation, biological process: copper ion transmembrane transport. The transcript has a single exon. Gene Ontology annotation, cellular component: membrane. The record is from RefSeq and is a predicted model, not a curated record. The coding region runs from base 1 to 570 and encodes 189 amino acids.